UUUACAAACGACCCACAAUUUUGAAAAAUUUUAAAAUAUGCCCCACUUCUCUCUCUCUCUCUCUCUCUGCUCCUCCUCCCCCUCUCUCUUCUCCCCCGAUCCUUCACCGCCGCCUCUUCUCAACCCCGCGCCACCCUCCGCCUCCUGCUCCGUCGGCCUAACACCGACCGCCCCAGCGACCAAACCCCUCCCCUCCGCUCCAGCAGCUCUGUCUUGGCUUGGAAGCACAUCAGUUUCGCCGGUUGCGACAUCUCGGCGAUAAGCAGGCAGACGGAGCGACGACGGAACGAGAGGGAGCAUAUUAUAUCGGCCAUCCGGGGGCAUCUGCGGCGAAGCAGUCAAUUCCGGAAGCACUAUAUCUUGGCAGUAUUUCACUGUCUGCGACCCGACCUGGUCUGCAAACGAGGUGCGGAAGUGGACCUCAGGCGGGGCUGAGGAAGGGUAGAAGGUAUAUACAUAGAGAGAGAGAGAGAGAGAGAGAGAGAGAUGGCCUCUUCCGGAGAACAGCAAGAACGCUGCCCUGCUGCUGCUGCUGAUUCUCUCUCUUUCAUGGAGCUCGCCGUUCAACAGGCAAAACUUGCUUUGGAGAGCCUCGAAGUUCCUGUUGGCUGUGUAAUUGUUGAGGAUGGGAAAGUAAUUGCAUCGGGAAGAAAUCGAACUAAUGAGACAAGAAAUGUAAGUCAACUGCCAUGUGGUUCCCUUAAUUGUUCAAUAAUCUUUUUUCUCGGUUUUUCCUAUCUAGUGCCAUGUGCCUUGUGGUUCCCUUAAUUGUUCAAUAAUUCUUCUUCUUCUUAAGCCAGAAAUUUCCACUUUUUCUUAGGCCUAGCACGAGCUUUAAAAAUUUAAAUGAACUUCCACUUUUGUUCCCCAUAUAGCGUCUGUUAGUUUUUCGUUAUUAUUAUUAUUAUUAUUAUUUUUUCUGAUGUGGCAAACAUCCCACUGACAUGGCAGACGUCCCCAGCCAGUUGGGUCUUACAAAUCGUAGGGUCGCAACCAUAGUUUUGCCAGUCACCUAGUUUCGAUGACCCAAUGAACAAGAUGAACAUCUUCCUUUUUAAUUUCUAAAUUUUACUCAUGAAUUUCAUGGGGAAUUCAGUCAUGCUAGACGGGACAUAAAAGGUGGAAGUUUGUGCUUUUACAUGUAAUUUUCAGAAGUUCAUGCUAGAAUUAAGAAGAAGUGAAAUGUUCAGGUUUUCUGGUGUUCUUUUUUUUUUAAA
Molecule: messenger RNA, 1217 nt
Organism: Punica granatum (pomegranate)
Lineage: Eukaryota; Viridiplantae; Streptophyta; Magnoliopsida; Myrtales; Lythraceae
Source: RefSeq, a predicted model, not a curated record